UUGCCAUAGUGACGCCGCCAUCAUGCUCAGUAAGAAGUUGGUUUUGUCGCGGGCUCGGGCUCCAGAUUUGGAUACAGUCCGGAGACUGAACCUCUGGGGGAGUAAUCUGAAAGAUGGAGUAUCAGGCCGUGGCCAGUCAAGUUUCCCCACCCAAUGAAAAUGGUGGCUGGUGAGAAAUGGAUGGAAAAUUUCUAAGUGCAAUCCCACCUGCUUCCGAUGGAUUUGUUCAAUGUUCAUAGAAGAAAACUUGGCCCAAAACUUGGAAUUGGGCUGAAGAACAUGGUGUUGCAUAUUGCUCUCCAUAUUAAGGGAAAUGUCCAACGUAGAAGUGAUUACAUUAAGUGUGAACAACAUCUCCUCUUUAGUGGAUUUCCAAUACUGUCAGAAUAUUAGCGAGCUUUACCUCCGGAAGAACAAUAUUCAAAACCUGGCAGAGAUCUGCUACCUGAAGGGACUGCACCGCCUCAGGGUGCUGUGGUUAUCGGAAAAUCCUUGUUGUGGGGCAGACCCCCACAGGUACAGAAUGACUGUCCUACGGAACCUGCCACAGCUACAGAAACUGGAUAACCAAGUUGUGACUGAGGAGGAGGUGGCUCAGGCUUUAGAGGAUGGAGAAGAGAUGGCUGCCAUGCACAACAAAGAGCCCAUGGAGCCAAUAAGGAAUUGCUCGAGGAGAGAAGUCAGCACCUCUGAACCAAGCACGCAAAUGGAAAGUGAUGUCUUGAGUUUCAGAAUGGAAGAGACAAAUAAAAUCCGUGAAGAACUUGGAAUGAAGCCGCUGGGAAGAGAUAAAUUUUCCUCCUCUGUUGGAGUGAAGGACCUAAGUACCUGCAAUGGCAUGCAAAGGCACACUUCCAACGUGCUGAGUGCUGUUCUUUUGCUCUUGAAAGAGCUCGAUGGAGACGGACUGGAGAUUGUAUACAGAACGACAGAGCAGAAACUCCAAAUGUUGCACAGGAAAGAAACUGAACAGGACCAAUGAGCUACAACCGACGAGGCUCACAGACAGUGCAAGUUGAUUUUGACUCAUGGGAGCUGUUUCAAAAUUCAAGGAAAUGCCAGAGAAAAUUAAAACUAGGACUUGUAGACAUGAGGUGAAGCAACUUCACUGAAGUGAUAACAUCAUAGGCCUAGACAGUAUCUAUCACAUGAUUUACCACUGUCUUCCCUAAGAGGAACAGCUUAUUGUGACCAGUAGCUGCAUAGGUACAUCCAUCCUUGUAAUCACUGUUCCUGGUUUAACAGAAGAGUUCAAAUUCACCAGUUAUCCUCAAGUUAAUGCAGAUCUGACUGGAGAGGCCAGUUGUGUUACUGUAUGAAAAGGUAGUAGCACAAUAAAAGGGAACAUUUGCAAGGAAAA
Rhincodon typus (whale shark) is the source of this 1360-nucleotide messenger RNA. RefSeq names its product cilia and flagella associated protein 410 (gene cfap410). Lineage: Eukaryota; Metazoa; Chordata; Chondrichthyes; Orectolobiformes; Rhincodontidae. The record is from RefSeq and is a predicted model, not a curated record. The transcript has 8 exons. The coding region runs from base 314 to 982 and encodes 222 amino acids. Gene Ontology annotation, cellular component: U4/U6 x U5 tri-snRNP complex. Gene Ontology annotation, biological process: mRNA splicing, via spliceosome; cytoskeleton organization. Gene Ontology annotation, molecular function: protein binding.